CACUUCUGUGUGUGCCACCGUGUCUUAGUGUGUCAUGUAGGACGCAGCACCUGCUACCGGCAUCGUUGUUAUUAAUCAAGCGGAUUACAAUGAACAAGGUGAUCCCAGCGAUAUGCCUCUUGUUCCUGGGCUAUGCCUCAGGUAUAACGAAUCAGAAGAAUGAGACGGCAGAAGCUGCAGCAUCGGAAACAGUGAACAGGCGAGAGGCACCACCAGAGUUUAUUACUCCGCCACACGGUGGUGGUAUCGGCAAUAUCUACCUGCCACCUAGCGACAGUUUCGGUCCACCCCCAAGUGACAGCUACGGGCCACCCCCUAGUGGGCCCUCGACAGGACCAUCUGGUAGUUAUGGGCCGCCACCCAGUGGACCUCAUCCAGGACCCUCAGUUAGCUAUGGACCACCUCCAAGUGGACCACCAACAGGACAUGGGCCUCCAGGCACCUACGGACCACCGAAGCCAGUCUAUGGACCACCUCCCGAUAGCAUCGGUCCACCCCCCGACCUCAGCUCCCCGCCCAAUGACAUCUACGGUCCACCACCUCCAGGUGACAUCUACGGCCCACCACCACCAGGAGACGUAUACGGUCCACCUCCCGGGAAUUCCUACUUGCCACCGUCUAGGCCAAGUGGUCCUAAACCAGUGUAUGGUCCACCGCCAAGCAGCAAAUUCCCAUCUUUCAAUAUAGGUGGAUUGAAACCACCCUCAGACUCUUACGGGCCACCAGACUUUGGUCCGCCAACGUCUAUAUAUGGACCUCCCAACCUAAGACCUCCUAAGUUGAAACCAAUUUAUGGGCCCCCUAAACCAAAUUAUGGUCCACCAAAGCCAUCAUUCGGUCAUGGACCACCAAGUGGAGGACCUCCAAAGCCUAUCUAUGGUCCACCGAAGAAUGGCGGAGGAACGUUUCUGAAACCACCAAAGCCAGCCUACGGUCCACCAAAACCAAACUACGGGCCACCUAAACCCAGCUUUGGACCACCUAAAAAUACUUAUGGACCUCCACCUAAGCCGUCUUAUGGGCCUCCUCCAAAACCGAAACCAGUGUAUGGCCCACCUUCAGGACAUGGCCUACAUGCUCCUCCAGGCGUUCCUUCUCCUCCAACUCCACCAGAAAUUUCAUACGAUGGAUGGCAACCCAUACCAGGAAUUUCACAUCCUCCUGGAGACCAUUCUGGUCCCAGCGAUUCGUAUGGCCCUCCUACAAGUCAUGGUCCUCCGAGUGAUGCUUAUGGACCUCCUUCUGGUGGAAAUGGUCUUAUAUCGGGACCUGGAGGUGGUCACGGUUCGGUAGAAGGUUCACUUACGCCUCCAAGUGGAAGUUAUGGACCACCCAGUGACUCUUAUGGACCUCCAAAUAGCGGCUCUGAUGUAUCUUCUGGAAACUAUGGACCACCACCAUCUCUCCCAAGUAGCUCUUACGGUGGUCCACCGCCUCCUCCUCCUGGAAAUCAUCACGACCAUCAUUCAGGAACCUAUGAUGGUCCACCGCCUCCGCUCCCUCAAUCGCCUCCAGUCUCAAUAAAGCCAGUAUACGGCGUACCAAAUUCAGGAAGGGAUAUUUCACACGGUGAUUUAGCUCCACCUAAAACAUCGUAUGGUGUACCUAGCGGCUCCUAUGGUGCUCCAAAUGACUUGCAGGCUCCAGGUGAUUCCUACGGUCCUCCUCUCCCACCAAGUGGCUCGUAUGGACCACCUAGCGGUCAUGACAGUAAUAUCAACAUAUUGAACUUACUUACUAAAGGAGAAGGUCAUGGCUCAGGAUCCAUAAUAUCGGAUCUUACACCACCAGGAUCCGUUCAUAGUGGCCAUGGAGGUGAUCUUGCCCCUCCUCCACCAAGUUAUGGAGCACCACCGAGUGACAACUAUGGGCCACCACCCAGCGGCAGUUAUGGACCACCUCCUAGUGGAAGCUAUGGGCCACCUCCUAGUGGAAGCUAUGGACCACCUCCUAGUGAAAAUUACGGACCACCUCCUAGUGAAAACUACGGACCACCUCCUAGUGAAAACUAUGGACCACCUCCUAAUGAAAAUUAUGGACCACCAAGCAACGCUUACGGACCUCCACAAGGUAGCUUUGGUGUUCAAUUAUCAUCUUGUUGUGGAACGCCACCUCCAGAUAUUGGAGGACACGAGCAUAAGUCUUCUCUGCCCUUAGCAUAUGGAGUCCCUUCAGGAAUGCAAAUAGAAGGACCUAAAAUACAGCCAAAAGUUCCAAUAAAAUUUAGAGAUCCUGUGCCAAAAGGAUUGCUGGAAGCUAUUGGGGAGUCUGCUGAAUAUAAUACAAACGGUCAUGGAAGACCCUUCCAAGGAGGGACAUACAUUCCGCCAAGCGUUCCAGAAGUACCGCAAAAACAUCCAGAUGAUAUUCAUACCAACUUUGAAAGUAGCCAUAUUGAUCAUAGUGAAGGUCGUAAAGGAUCUAGUUUUCAUGGCGGUAAUCCAUCAGCUGACUUGAGCCCACCACAAUUGCAAAAUCUAGACGCCUCUAAUAACUAUGGGCCACCUCCACAAAGUUCUCAAGGAAAUCACCAGGAUUUUGCUGGUCCGGAGUUGCUUCAUUCUUUAGGACUGGAGGGUACAGAUAUCAGCAAAUCGAUAUCUCACGAGUAUACACCUAAUUCAGUAGACAUACCUAUUAAUGGCAACCAAGGAAGCUAUACUCUGAACAUUCAAUCUGCCAACGGAGAAUCGCAUGGAAACAUUCCCCAUCAACACGUUCUCUCAAAUGGCCUUUUGCAAGAUAUACUCGCAGCGAUAGAACACCAGCCUGCAUCUAUCCAACAAGUUCAACCAAGCUAUGGAGUGGUUGACGCUCACCCCAGUGGAUCUGAACAGCAUGAGGUUAACACAGGGCCAAGUGGUCCUGAUCUACAAAGAAUCAAACACGAGAGUAAAGAUGAGACUUUAGUAGCUCAAGAAAGUGUAAACCACGAAUCUCGCGCACAAGUUGUACCACCACCUUCAGACAGUGGAAGGCAUGGAAAACAAGAUUCAAAUUCUCAAAGAGAGGCAGCGAACAGCCAUUUGGUAAGGAAAGAGCAAGAGCUCGUACAACAUCUACUGGACAGUGGAUUUACUUCGAGUGGGAUAGCUUUGUAUUUUAAUCCUGAUUUAAGAAAAAAUAAUACCAACAGUGGAAAUAAUACUUCCUCUAACAAUUUAGAAGCAGACCCUUCGCAAAGAUUAGUGACUUUACAACCAAUGAACUCUACCGAAAGUAAAUCGGUCGACACACACAACAAGCAACAGUUUUAUGAGAAUUUACAGCCGCAUAAAACUAACGAUAUAAUAACAGCAGAAUCGUCGACAAGAGAGCGUUCGGAAGUACAACAAACCUCGAAAUUAGCUGAAUCAAAACACCCGGAAACAUUAAAAAAACAAAAAUCUCAUACUUCGCAGUCUUCUAAAAUGGCUGAGCCUAAGAGGGUCGAAAGGACGCGAACGACCAACACUAACUUUGACAAGUUGCCCGAAGGGAGCUUCGUCAACUUCAACUCUCCGUCGAACCAGUACUCGUACGACAUCAUCAACAAGCGGUAGUGACCUUGGCAGUGGGUCCUCUCCUCUCGAACUUAUUUAUUAUUCCCCUCUGCUGAUCUGUGUGCCAAUGAUGUCAGUUGUGAAAAUGUAAAGACUAUUUACGAGUUGUUAAUAUUUAUGUACUGAUGCCAAGUUAUAUGAUGUACCUUUUGUAAAUAAAUUAUAAGUUAGUUUGUAUUUUUUUUUUACCUGUUCUUUAUAUUUUUUAA
This is a messenger RNA of Nezara viridula (southern green stink bug), 3751 nucleotides long. The record is from the annotation of a GenBank genome assembly. NCBI's taxonomy places the organism in Eukaryota, Metazoa, Arthropoda, Insecta, Hemiptera, Pentatomidae.